UCUCCCUCGAGUCCUCAAUUCAGCAUUGCCCUUUAAUGUUUUCCUCCUUUGUCUUUCAUGAAGUCCUUGCGCGUAUCUAUAUAAGAAUAACAAGAGAUGGGUAAUAUCCUGUGAAAACCCGGCAACUGAGUCUGAACUCCUUCAACAAGUACAGCUUCAUAUAUAUUACUACCUAUUCUCUUGUUCCCUCUUGCUCACCAUGGUGCCAACAAUCCUCAAAACAUCAGUUUCUGGCAUCAAGCUAUCAUCGGUUGUGCCAGCCGAAGUGACAGGUGACAACGAGGACCGAAAACUAACAAAUAUGGACUUGGCCUUUAAGCUCCAUUAUGUCAGGGGUGUGUCCUUUUUCAGUAACGAAACAGUCCAGGGUCUCACAAUAUACGACUUGAAGGAACCCAUGUUUUCACUGCUCGCUCUCUAUCCUACUGCUUCGGGAAGAAUUCGGAAAUCUGAAUCAGGCAGACCUUUCAUCAAGUGUAAUGAUGGUGGUGUUCGGAUUGUUGAAGCGCACUGUGACAAAACCAUUGAGGAAUGGUUAAAGAUGAACGACCACCAACCUCUUGAUGAUUAUCUUGUUUACGAUCAAGUUCUUGGUCCAGAUUUAGGAUUCUCUCCAUUGGUCUUUGUUCAGUUCACUUGGUUCAAGUGUGGAGGAAUGUCAGUGGGACUCAGCUGGGCCCAUGUUCUUGGGGAUCCAUUCUCAGCUUCAACCUUCAUCAACACAUGGGGCAAAAUUAUGCAAGGUCACGUGCCAUCAAGGUCUCCCCACGUGCCAAACACUAAAAAAUCCAAAUACCCACUUUCAACGACAAGAAGGAAGCCAUUUUCCCUAAAACGGGUCGACCCAGUUGGGGACUCUUGGUUAAGUACCAAUAACUGUAAAAUGGAAACUCACUCUCUCCAUGUCACUGCAGAACAACUUGACGACAUACUAUCAGACAAUAUUCGUGGUCAAAAGCAGCCAACUGAGUUAUCCCAUUUCCAAGUCCUCUCUGCAAUAAUAUGGAAAUCUUUGUCCAAGGUUAGGGAAGAUUCAGGGCCAAGAAUUGUGACAAUUUGCACAGGAAAUUCUCGAGUCAAUGACCCUGAAGUUCCAAGCAACAACCUGGUGUUUAGCAUUAUUCAAGCAGACUUCUCGGUCGCGGAAGGAGAAAUCUAUGAAUUAGCGGAAUUGAUUGCUGAGAAGCAGGAGGAGGAGAAUAGCUUGAUAGAAGAUAUAGUAGAGAGCGACGAGGUUGAAUUCGACCGUAUAGCAUAUGGAACAAAUUUGACCUUUGUGGAUUUGGAAGAAGCAAAUAUUUAUGGGCUGGAAUUGAAGGGGCAGAAGCCUAUUUUUGCUAAUUAUUCCAUCAAGGGAGUCGGUGAGGGAGGAGUUGUUUUAGUGCUACCUGCAGGGCCAGGAAAUGGCAGUGGGAAAGUCAGUUCUGGGAGGACAGUGACAGUGACUUUGCCUGAAAAUCAACUUUCAAGGCUAAUGAAUGAGCUCAAGUUACACUGGGGUCUUGCUUGAUGCAAUAAAAAAAAGGCAUCUGCGGUUUUAAGAUUUCGCUUGUUCUGUUUUUGGAUUUGCCAUGUACUGCGAAGUAUGUGAUUUGGGGUGCUGUUAGUAGAGUGCAAACUACUUACGUUGACAAUCUACGAUUAGCAAAUAAUAUAGAUCACGAUUAUUAGCG
Populus trichocarpa (black cottonwood) is the source of this 1673-nucleotide messenger RNA. Its product is annotated as protein ECERIFERUM 2. The record is from RefSeq and is a predicted model, not a curated record. Bases 200 to 1510 code for a protein of 436 amino acids. NCBI's taxonomy places the organism in Eukaryota, Viridiplantae, Streptophyta, Magnoliopsida, Malpighiales, Salicaceae. The transcript has 2 exons. Gene Ontology annotation, molecular function: acyltransferase activity, transferring groups other than amino-acyl groups.